UUGAAACUUGAAAUAUAUUGGACUCUUCGGUUUGAGUUUGAGUUUCCGAAUUUUCACUUGAGUCUUCGAGCUCCGGUCCCCGAAUCUCUGACCGGAGAAAAUCCUGCGAAAGCCGCAGUAUGGGUUGCGCUGGAUCGCGUGAUAAAGUAGACGAAGCUCCUAAGAAGAUCCGGAAGCCCAAGCCAUGGAAGCAUACAGAAGCAAUAACUCGGGCACAACUAACACAGAUGCGUGAGGAGUUUUGGGACACUGCCCCACAUUAUGGUGGUAGGAAAGAAAUAUGGGAUGCUCUCCGGGCUGCUGCUGAGGCUGAUUUGACUCUUGCACAGACAAUUGUUGACAGUGCCGGUGUUAUCGUUCAGAAUCCCGAUUUGACCAUCUGUUAUGAUGAGAGAGGUGCUAAAUAUGAGUUGCCGAAAUAUGUCUUGAGCGAGCCCACAAAUUUGAUUCGUGAUAGUUGAGGAAAGAAAAUAAAAACAGAACUCGUGGAGACUGUACAUCGUGUAAAUUGGGUUCGUUACGAUUUUGUUUUUUCAAUUUUUCUGAUUUGUGUCCAACUCUAUCAACUUGUAGCAUGGAGUUCUUGUUCAAUGAUUGACAGUAACUGGCUUAAUGUCCAUGAGUGGAAAANAAAAAAAAAAAAAAAAAUAGUAUUCAUUGCUAAAGAAUGAGUAGAGUCCCUAUAUUUUGGACAGCCAAAGAGCUCCUGUAUUUGUUUACUUUUCUGGGUUUGGGUUGUACAAAACAUCUUGUUUCCUCCUAUGAGAACAAAAAUUCUCUCAUAUUUUCAACCUGAUUGUGAAAUUGUUCUUUAAACCGAACAUUUUUUAAUUCGAAC
This is a messenger RNA of Striga asiatica, 838 nucleotides long. The record is from the annotation of a GenBank genome assembly. NCBI's taxonomy places the organism in Eukaryota, Viridiplantae, Streptophyta, Magnoliopsida, Lamiales, Orobanchaceae.